GGUCGAGUGGCCGGUUGCUGCUCCUGUUUUCUCCGUUUACUGCUGUGCGUGCCCGUCCGGUCUUUGGCAAGUGGCUGAGUGAUGGGACACCCCUCUCCGUUUCCCCUGCAGGCAUCAUCAUCAUGGCGCUGCUGGGCAUGUUCAACGUCCACCGACACGGGGCCAUCAACUCGGCCGCCAUUCUCCUGUACGCCCUGACCUGCUGCAUCGCCGGCUACGUCUCCAGCAACUUCUACCGCAAGAUCGGGGGCGAGCGCUGGGUGUGGAACAUCGUCCUCACCACCAGCCUCUUCUCGGCCCCGUUCUUCCUGACCUGGAGCGUGAUCAACACGGUGCACUGGGCCAACGGCUCGACCCACGCCCUGCCGCUCACCACCAUCCUGCUGCUGCUCACCGUCUGGCUGCUGGUGGGCUUCCCGCUCACCGUCAUCGGCGGCAUCUUCGGCAAGAACAGCGCCGCCGGCUUCGACGCCCCGUGCCGCACCAAGAACAUCGCCCGCGAGAUCCCGCCGCAGCCCUGGUACAAGAGCGUGCUCGUCCACAUGACCAUCGGCGGCUUCCUGCCCUUCAGUGCUAUCUCGGUUGAGCUGUACUACAUCUUUGCCACCGUGUGGGGGCGCGAGCAGUACACACUCUACGGGAUCCUCUUCGUUGUCUUCGCCAUCCUGCUGAGCGUCAGCGCCUGCAUCUCCAUUGCCCUGACCUACUUCCAGCUGUCCAGUGAGGAUUACCGCUGGUGGUGGCGCUCCGUCCUCAGCACCGGCUCCACCGGCUGCUUCAUGUUCCUCUACUCUGUCUUCUACUACUUCAAGCGCUCCAACAUGUCCGGCACCGUGCAGACGCUGGAGUUCUUCGGCUACUCCAUCCUCACCUGCUACGUCUUCUUCCUCAUGCUGGGCUCGGUCUCCUUCUUCGCCUCGCUGCAGUUCAUCCGCUACAUCUACGUCAACCUCAAGAUGGACUGACCUCAGAGGCAAUGAGUAAAUCUGGGAGCGCCCCCACCCACCAAGGGGAGCAUCUCGCGCGCGCACACAGCCGAGGGAGCGCCUCCAGCUGCGGAACGUUCCGGAAUUCACGGCCACCGGGAUCGUCGCCCCAGCGAGCGUGCAGCCAGGCGCACGGUGUAAUAUAUGUAACAUUAUAAAUACGAUACAAUGAGGGAUGUGAAAUUUUAUACGCUGUAGACGGCUUGUAAAUUGGGUUUUGCGUGUUUUUUUUUUUUUACAGCCAAGUGCCAUUCUCCUGUUGUGCAUCCUUCUCGUCGCAAUCUGAAAUUUAACUUUUAAUUUAAUCCCGUCCCGGAUUUUGAUUUCCAAACCAGGACACAGGUAUUUGCUUCUGGGAAAUGGAACACAGCAUCCCCGAAUCUCUCCUCCCCUCCCUUCCUCGUGUCUCUCCCUGCGCCUGUUCUUUUGUCUUUUAUCACUAAUAAUUAAAAAAAAAUAUUAAUUUUCA
Molecule: messenger RNA, 1455 nt
Organism: Chiloscyllium plagiosum (whitespotted bambooshark)
Lineage: Eukaryota; Metazoa; Chordata; Chondrichthyes; Orectolobiformes; Hemiscylliidae
Source: RefSeq, a predicted model, not a curated record